Molecule: messenger RNA, 1653 nt
Organism: Exserohilum turcica Et28A
Lineage: Eukaryota; Fungi; Ascomycota; Dothideomycetes; Pleosporales; Pleosporaceae
Exons: 2
Coding region: 1-1653 (550 amino acids)
Molecular function (GO): hydrolase activity, acting on carbon-nitrogen (but not peptide) bonds
Source: RefSeq, a predicted model, not a curated record
AUGAAUCCUCCCGACUUUUUUUCCUCGAAAGGACCUGAGAAUUCAGUCGCCUUCAUAGAUGGCAGAGUCUACACCAUGAACCAGGCACAGCCGUGGGCGGAGGCUUUCAUUGUCAACUCAAAGGGCGUGUUUGAAGCAGUUGGUUCAAAUGCUGAAAUCAAGGCGAUCGCCAAGAAGAGGAGGUUGAUUCAGUAUCAACUAAAGAGUAAAUUCGUUAUGCCCGGUAUACAUGAUGCCCAUACGCAUCUCCCGUGUGGAAGCAUGCAGCGUCUGGGAGAGGCACACAUUGGGUUUAACAGCUCCAGUAACAACAUGGCACACGACCUAGAGCAUGCGGGCUGUGCUUGUGCGUACUCGAAUGUCAUGGGCGACUGGAUCAUUGGAAAUUUCUACUCAUCAGAAAACUUUCCUGACGGCAUCCCCGAUCGCAAAUACCUAGACGAAAAAUACCCAGACGUCCCCGUGAUGGUGCGCGAGGUUUCAUGCCAUCGGGUUCUGCUCAACACCACAGGGCUUAAACGGGUAGGACUCAACAGAGACUCACAAGCGCCACACGGCGGCUCCUUGCCACGACGCCCGGAUGGAGAGUUGACUGGCGAGGUUAUCGAAGGAGCUAUCGGAAUGGUGUUCCUUGCCUUGCCUAGAACCCUUCUCGGCUACGUGAAAACCGCCCUGGAAUUCGCGAUUUCAGAGUGCCACCGCUACGGCAUCACCUCUGUGCAAGAAGCUUCGGCAAACACCUUAUACCUACACGCCGUGAAGGAGCUUGAAUCGGAGAAUCGACUUCCGCUUGACAUCAGCACACACAUAGUCUGUGCACCGGAAGGACCAGCAUUGGAGCCUCGGGAGCGACUAGCCGCGCUUUUGAAUGUUGCUGAAGCCUUUGAAAGUGAGCAUGUUCACAGUGACUUUGUAAAGCUCUUUCUGGACGGAGCCCCUCUGCCGCCUAACUCAACACAAAGUGAUCUGGACGAGAACGGCAAGCCUGAUGAAACGCAUCUGAACCUUACUUUUAACGAGCUGCUGGAUUACCUCGUGCAAUAUGAUGCCAAGGGGAUGACAUGCAAGGUGCAUGUAGCUGGGGAGGGAAGUGUGCGCAGGGCACUCGAAGUCAUGGAAGAGUUGCGAAAGAGAAAUCCCAAUGGUCCUCAACACGAACUUGCACAUUGCAACGCAGUGCACCCAGAUGACAUUGCGCGCUUCGCGCCGGCGAGACUCACUGCAGAAAUGUCGCCCGCCAUAUGGCACUUUCCGAUUGCUGCCACAACACCAAAGCUGUUCAAGUGGCCGUUCAACGAGAUGUUAGCGACAGGAGCCAAACUCACCAUUGGAUCCGACUGGAUUUUGACCUUGAAUCCAAGCUUGUUUGAUGCUCUUGCUCAUCUAGUUGAGCGCAUCCAAGGUCCAAACAUGCCGAAGCCGGACAAAAAGGCGGCAGGAGAGCUACUAUGCCGUAUCAUUACCAUGGGAGGCGCAGAAGCUGUUGGCAGAAGCCAUAUCCAGGGUAGCAUCGAGGUCGGGAAGAAAGCCAAUUUCAUCGCCGUGGACAGGGAUUUAAGUGCGGGAGAAUUCGCAGGAGCGAACGUUUUAAAGACUUGGUUCGAAGGCCGACAAGUGUACAGCUCUGUCGCUGGAGAGAUGGCUAUUGCGUAA